Paramecium pentaurelia is the source of this 1145-nucleotide messenger RNA. NCBI's taxonomy places the organism in Eukaryota, Ciliophora, Oligohymenophorea, Peniculida, Parameciidae. The record is from the annotation of a GenBank genome assembly.
AUGAAAUCAACAUUAGUUGUUUUAUUGAUAGUUGUGGCUUCUGCUUCUACAAUUGCAGACAUAACAUAGAGAUUAUCAAAUUAUGCUGAUCAUCCUUUUGGAUCUUCAAUGAUCAAUUUAGUCAGUGUCAAUAUGAAAACAGGUGGAUCACUCAAUGAACUCAAACAACUGUUAUAACAAAUUAAAGAUGAAUUAAUUGCACUUACAUAAUUAUAAGAUUAGGAAAGUGCAACAUUCACUAGAAGAUCAUAAGUAGAUUUAGCCAAACUUUAAGCCACUUUAGAAUAAGCUUAAUCAGAUCUUGAUAAUUAGAGACAAGAAUAAACAAGUCUCUCUAAUGAAUUAACUACACUUUAAACUAGAGUCAAAGAGGAUUAAGCUGCAUUAGAUAGAAAUAGUAGAGGAAGUAAUGAUGCUUAAGCAAGAUUGGACUCAGAAAAUGCAGAUUUCACUACAAAAUAUUAAGAUUAUAGUGAUGCCAUAUUAGCAUGCAAAGAAGCAUAAAGAUUAUUAUUAAAUUUAAGAGGAGAAGGUGCUUCUUUAAUUUAAUUGACGUAAUAUUAUUAUGAUUAUUAUUUUAGACAAGACACUAAAUCUAAUUUAAUUUAGACUAAAGAGAACUUCUAAAAAAUUAAGGAGAUUCUUGAAGCACAUACUAAAAAGAGUUCCCUUACUUUAUUUUAACCAAUCAUUGAAGGAUUAGCAGAAAUGACUACUAAAGUCAAUCCUGAAACUUUGAACAAUGUUCUUAGUCUUGUUGCAAGAUUGAUUACUGCAUUAUAAGAAGGUUAAGAUCAAUUAGAAUCUAAUCAUAAAACUUAAGUUGAUAAUCUUAGUAGAUUAGGUGAUGAUUUGAGAAAUGAAAAAUAAACAUUAUAAGUCUCUUUGACAACUGCUAAUAAUAGAUUGAAGGAGAUUUAAUCAAGAUUAAAUGAAUUAGAUGGAUUGAUUAAUAUUUCAAAUGCCAUUGUUGAAGUUACUUAACUCAAUAUAUAAGAUGCUACCAGAAUCAAUGAAUUAGAAGAUCAAGAAUAUAGCAAUUAGAAAGUUAGCAGGUAUUAUAUUAUAAUAUAGUAUUAGAUAAACUGAAAUUGACAUUGUCGACAGAUUAAUAGAAUAUAUUAAUCAAAAACUAUCUGAAUGAU